Molecule: messenger RNA, 390 nt
Organism: Gamsiella multidivaricata
Lineage: Eukaryota; Fungi; Mortierellomycota; Mortierellomycetes; Mortierellales; Mortierellaceae
Exons: 2
Coding region: 22-297 (91 amino acids)
Source: RefSeq, a predicted model, not a curated record
CCUUUAUCCAACCAUCCGUCUAUGAUCCAUUCUCACAGAAACAAAAAUAAAAAAAAAACUCGCUCGCCGCGUCACGUCGCGUCCAUCCUCAAAAACGCGUAUCCAUGGUGCCUGCAGAAGCAGAUUCUUUUAUUGGUCCGUGCAAUCGAGGUGGAAAUCAAGUCUGCCUGCAAUCCAGGGUAUCCCAUAGGGACACUCGCCCCGCUUAGCGCGUUGGACUCCGUCGCACGCUUCCGACACGGCAACUACCUCAAGACUUUCCUGUCGGUGCCUUCACACUAUUGCACCAACGCAUAGUAACAGUGGGAGCGGCAAAUAGAUUGUGUGCACGCGAGGUAAGGCCCGCACGGUUGGCCAAUGCAAAAUAAAGUUUAAGAGCACAGCGUUCUG